Molecule: messenger RNA, 1572 nt
Organism: Ficedula albicollis (Collared flycatcher)
Lineage: Eukaryota; Metazoa; Chordata; Aves; Passeriformes; Muscicapidae
Gene: DLX5
Product: distal-less homeobox 5
Exons: 4
Coding region: 403-1245 (280 amino acids)
Biological process (GO): embryo development; anatomical structure formation involved in morphogenesis; regulation of transcription by RNA polymerase II
Molecular function (GO): RNA polymerase II cis-regulatory region sequence-specific DNA binding; DNA-binding transcription factor activity, RNA polymerase II-specific
Source: RefSeq, a predicted model, not a curated record
UGAGGAGCGCACACUCGUGGGGCCGAGCGGGCACAAGCGCACCUGGAGGGGCACCAGGGCUGGCGAGAGAGUCAGGGGCUCUCUAGCCACCGGCAUCGUGCCACGGGCAGGUCGCCUUUCACGAAAUCCUGAAGGGGGUGGGUGCCCCUAGGCCGUAUGGUGCCACUAGCAGCUCCCGCACACCUCCACUGCAGGGCAUUACGCCGGGAGUCUCCUGCUGGCUGCGGGCCGUGCUAGGGUCUUGGAAAUGCAGGAAAUGAUGUAACUAAAAUUCAAGCCGAAGCUUUGUUGUGCUAAACUAGUUGGACGAGUUAGGGUGUCGCUGCUCCCGAUUGCUCUGGCCAAUGGAACCCGAUCCACCCUGCUGUGCGUAAGAGCGCAAUUAAGGAUUUAACCAAGCCUAUGCUGCGCCCCAGCCAGCAGUCUGCCGGAGACAGACACCGCGCCGCAGCCUCCUCCCCCAGACAUGUCUGCUUAGAGCCGAGCAGCCCCGCCGCCAGCCCCAGCCCGCCGAGGCUCCGAGCUAUGACAGGAGUAUUUGACAGAAGGGUCCCCAACAUCCGAUCCGGCGACUUCCAAGCUCCUUUCCAGACGGCUGCAGCCAUGCACCACCCGUCCCAGGAAUCUCCCACUUUACCCGAGUCCUCUGCUACGGAUUCCGACUACUACAGCCCGGCGGGGGGAGCCCCGCACGGCUACUGCUCGCCUACCUCGGCUUCCUACGGCAAAGCGCUGGGGGCGCUCAACCCCUACCAGUAUCAGUACCACGGCAUGAACGGAUCUGCCGGGAACUAUCCUGCCAAAGCCUAUGCAGACUACAGCUACGCCAGCCCCUACCACCAGUACAGCGGGGCUUACAACCGGGUCCAGAGCUCCUUCCUCUUUUCUCCUCUCCUCCCGCCCCACUCCCAGGUGAAAAUCUGGUUUCAGAAUAAAAGAUCCAAGAUCAAGAAGAUCAUGAAAAACGGGGAGAUGCCUCCGGAGCACAGCCCCAGCUCCAGCGACCCCAUGGCCUGCAACUCUCCACAGUCACCUGCGGUUUGGGAAUCUCAGGGCUCGUCCCGCUCCCUCAGCCACCAUGCCCACGCACACGCUCACCCUCCAAACUCCAACCCGUCCCCUGCAUCCAGCUACCUGGAGAGCUCCACUUCCUGGUACCCCGCUGCCAACUCCAUCAACUCCCACCUCCAACCCCACGGCUCCCUACAGCACCCGUUAGCGCUGGCCUCUGGGACGAUUUAUUAGAGCCUGACCCUAUUAUUUUAUUUUAUUUUUUUUGUUGUUCCUUGGACUCCUGUGUUUUACUGUUAAGGAAUAAUAACGAAAAGAAUGCAUAUGGGGAACUUUUUAAAGGGAAAAGAAACAAUCAAAAAGAUUAAAAUGUGUAAAGCUUGUGCAUGUAACUUAUUGCAUUUCAAAGGAAACCCUUUUUUAUACAAUACGGACAUUUUUUGGCUCAGCUGUGGACACUAUCAUUGGUGCCUUGAAAUCUAUGACCUCAACUUUUCCAGAGACUUUUUUCAAUGUUAUUUUAACCCUGUAAAUAAUUGUAGAUAGAGGAAUUAAACUGUA